UGGGAUGUUUACCUGGCUGCCAGUGUGUUCAGCUUCUGCUGCAAGGAGCACCCCACCACUAGACAAAUACCUCUGUCUCUGCUGCGCUGCAGAGGGACUCAGUCUGUCUCCACCUCACCAAGAAAGCUGCCUUACAAUGGGAUUAAAGGAAGAACCUUUGUCAUACUAGAGGCCCAACCACCUACAAAGGAAGUCUGUGUGGAGUGCAAUCAGUGCUUGGAAUGGAUGUUGGUCACUCAGGACUCUGAGCUGAAGAGAUAUGAGGAGAUGAAACUUGGGGAUGAGGACUACACCCACACCUGUGUGAGCUGCAGGGUGGCCAUGAGCUGCAGGGUGGCCCUGGAGGUCAUGAGAGGUUAGCAGACAAGGACAUGAAGAACUGGAUGUAAAUGAGAAAGCUUUUCAAACAAGGACUGAAAAGAUGGAGGAUAUAAUAAGGACGUUGGAAACCAAGUGGUGGUGAAGGAAGAUGUUGAUAUAGGAGUGAAGAGGUUAUAGGAGUGAAGGUUCCUAGUGGAAGAAGUACAUGUUGUGUAUGUAUUUGUAUAAGUUGCUCUGAUGACCCUUUUGUCAUUAAAAACAACGGUAUAAAGUGUUUAAAUUA
Messenger RNA from Salvelinus fontinalis (brook trout), 604 nucleotides. RefSeq lists its product as uncharacterized. The record is from RefSeq and is a predicted model, not a curated record. Gene Ontology annotation, molecular function: nucleic acid binding. NCBI's taxonomy places the organism in Eukaryota, Metazoa, Chordata, Actinopteri, Salmoniformes, Salmonidae.